Messenger RNA from Ectocarpus siliculosus, 1372 nucleotides. NCBI's taxonomy places the organism in Eukaryota, Phaeophyceae, Ectocarpales, Ectocarpaceae. The record is from the annotation of a GenBank genome assembly.
AUGGACAGCGCCAAGUUCUUCAAGCUCAUGGGCGACAGCGGCCUGACCGGAAAGAGCCUGACCCGCACGGACUGCGACCUCAUCUUCACCAAGACCUGCUCCAGCUCGGGCUGCGUGAAGAAGAUCCACUACGAUGCCUUCCGCAAGUUCGCGAUAGCCAACCUGGCGGCGAAGCUCGGGGCUGACGAGAGCGCCGUCAUGUCCAAGAUCGCCUCGGUCACCGGGGUGAGCUCCUCCGGAACGGUGGCGCAGGCCUCACGCUUCCACGACGACAAGAGCACCUACACGGGAUCGCACGCCGCCGGAGGACCGACGCACGUGGACCAGCGAGUGAGCCUGGAGAGCCUUGCCAACAGGGGCUCCGCCGACGUCCGUGGCGUCCAGGCUAGCGUUUACAAGCUCGAUCCGAACGCGGUGUACCGCCCUUCGAUGGACGGCAACGACGACGCCAGCAGGAGGCGUUCUAGCGGCUCCAUCGCUGCCGGAUCGGCGGUGGUGUCGCCCAUGAUUCCAAAUGCCGCGGCUCAAAACGCCGCUCCCAAGCGUGCGUCCAGGGGCUCCGUCGGAUCAUCGUCUGGGGGCACCGCGACGGGCGCUGACCGCCGCAAGUCUUCCCUGUCCGCGGCUGGAGGCACGAUCGCGGGUUCUGCCAACAAGAAGGGGGGCGUGUACGACCGCCUCUGCGACCAGAAGUCGUACACCGGGGUCUACGCGGAGCGGUUCAAGGGCGAGGGGGGGCGCAUCAACGGGGACACCGUGAACGACGGCGUGGCCUUCAGCGGCAACACUAACUCCGGCGGCGACCACGCCGUCCGCGAUCUAUCCCAAAUCUGCAACCGUGGCUAAGAGCGCGUAUGGCUGUAAAUACAACGGAGGAGGAGGAGGAGGUACAGCUAGCGCCUGCACUUACUUAAGAACCUGUAGGUGUGGUCGAGGAUGGGGUCCUUCGUUCCUAGGGAUACGCUAGAAAUGGCCGCUGUAUGUAGGAUUUGUUAUAAGGGCUCUUUAUCUGGGCUCGCAAACAGUGCUCAAGUCAUUCGAGGCUAUAUCAAUUUCUCAACUGCCGAGUUCUCUAGUGCGAACGCUAACCUGUAUGUGGUGGAGUUUCGACUCACGAGGUAACUCAGGAGGUACCACAAGAACAUGAUGGCCCUGUUGUCAACCGGUAGUCUUGACAUCACAGUCAGUCGCCUUAUACCAAACGUUGGUGUUGUUACCCCCCUGUUUCCUUCCAGUGUGCGCAAGGUCCAGCCGUGGACGAGUGGUCCGUCCGUUCUCUUUCGCUAUUGAAAACAACGCAGAGGUUUCCGGUCUUAUAACUGUUGUGGACGUCGUGGUGAAUCACAUGUACCUACUGUACACGUUGGGUAGU